ACUGAGCAUAAGACGCGGGUGAUUAAAAAAACACGAGGCAAAGAAAACUGCGACUGCUCAUGGGGUCAACACGAACACUCUGCCUAUAAAAAAGCCCACUCCCUUCGCAUGAUUUCUCAGAUUCCCAGAUCUCCAUUACCCAUUUUCCGAUCCUAAAAACCCAGAAAUCUCCGACUGAAAAGUCUCCAUUUUUUUCCGGCGAAGAGUUCUGUGUCGACGAUGUUGUCGGUGGUGAUAUUUGCUGAGUUACUGGGCCAGUACACGGCGGCGCUCGCCAAAAUCGUCGCCGGACUUCUUCCUCAUCGUCCCGACCGCCGGACUUACGUGCGGAUCGGUAGUUUGACGUUGACACUGCCUUGUCCUAAUCGGCCAUCGGCGAUUCCUGAUUUCACAUCUCAUCUCGUCGAUUUGUGAUUUGAUGGAACACUUCUACUUCCAUUAUCUCAUCGCGUAGCACGGUUUUCCCGAGUUUCUCUCCAUUUUCCUUUCCUUGAAUCUAGUAAAGGGUUCCGUUUUUUUUUUUUUUUUUUUUUUUUUUAAAUGUGUGACAAAGUAAUUAUAUAAUAGUAAUAGAGAUGAGAUUAUCGAGGUUAAACUGUUCUUGUCGUGAAAAUUCUCUCGUGAGUCGUGACCAUUCGGAAUUUACCAAUACGAUCUCUUUGUUUUAUGUAAGAAUAUAAACAUCAAAUACAUUAUAGACGGAUUUGCCAUGUUA
Messenger RNA from Tarenaya hassleriana, 715 nucleotides. RefSeq lists its product as uncharacterized. Lineage: Eukaryota; Viridiplantae; Streptophyta; Magnoliopsida; Brassicales; Cleomaceae. The record is from RefSeq and is a predicted model, not a curated record. Bases 220 to 414 code for a protein of 64 amino acids. The transcript has a single exon.